Molecule: messenger RNA, 1081 nt
Organism: Aspergillus sclerotioniger CBS 115572
Lineage: Eukaryota; Fungi; Ascomycota; Eurotiomycetes; Eurotiales; Aspergillaceae
Exons: 1
Coding region: 132-659 (175 amino acids)
Source: RefSeq, a predicted model, not a curated record
CCUCCACGUGGACUCGAAUUGGAUGUCCUUUGUUAUUCCUUCACCCCAUUGUUCAUGUCGAUCCUAUCCCAUUAAAUAAUUUCCUGGCUUUUUCUAUUCACCCCACCAGGAAGCCCACCGAUCGAAAAACCAUGACCACCUUCCACCCGAUUCACUUCAUCCCCGCCACCCGCCAGGCCCACAUCCUAGCCACCCCCAUAACCUCCGCUCGCGCAGUGGGCCAUACCCAAGAAGGCGGCACCAACCACUGGUGUUUCUACCUCGAGACCUCCCCUUCGACUUCCAUCCAACUCGACUGCCAACCAAGUCACAGCAUCACUAGCACAGAAAUCCCAGGUGGCUCCAAGGCAUUUGUCAUCAUAUCCGAACUGGAUCGACUUCUCUCACACGAUGCCGAAACCGAGUUCCGUCUUGAUGUCGUCCCGGGGUUGACAGUUACAAAGAUUAUCGAGCAUCUUACAGACCACGGACGUCACAACUACGAGUUUGAUUCGAAUGGCGUCGGAUGCAGAUACUGGGUUACAGAUCAGAUCAAUCUGCUAUAUGAGCUUGGGGUCUUCACGGACAGCUCGCAAGUUGAUGCUGCGAAAGAUGGGAUACGGAAGUUAUGGCCAGAGAAGACAGCACAUCCCCUCGAUCAGGGGUCAUAUUACGGCUAGGCUAGCGAUGAGGCUGGUAUGCUGUAGUGCAAAGCGGGUGAGAGAAAGGGACAGAAAUGCACUCGUUAAGCUACGCAAAAGCCGCCGUCUGAAGUCCAUAUUCGAUAGAGCGCAAUUGGCCGAGUUCCACGGGGUAGGACGGGAUAGGAGAUAACACCAUGGCAUUGAAAUCGGGGAAGCUCUGUUGAGAAUCCAGAGCUGCACUCUCAAAUGCAGGCGGAUAUGCCCCCGCAUCCGCCCAGUCAAUCAGCCAAACAUGUCCAUUGGGAUCAAGAAUGAGAUUCCGGGAACUGAUACCCUAAUGAGUAAUAACGAAGUCCGUGAAUCGAAAGGCAGGAAUCUCCGGCGAUGCCUGAUUGAACUUUUUACAGAUAGCCAGUUUAUGAUUAAACCAGAUUUCCAUCUCAGAUUUGUUCUGGGAA